Messenger RNA from Gasterosteus aculeatus aculeatus (three-spined stickleback), 4359 nucleotides. NCBI's taxonomy places the organism in Eukaryota, Metazoa, Chordata, Actinopteri, Perciformes, Gasterosteidae. The record is from RefSeq and is a predicted model, not a curated record.
GUUUCAAGUCUUCUUCAUCACAGCAUGAUGUUUAUCAGUCCACAACGGUCCCAGUACUUCAAAGUGCCCCACCUGUCCCCCCCCGACCAGAGGGAGUGGAUCCUCAGCUACUCUGACAGCAGCGGGAGCGAGGCGCUGAGCCUGGGCUCCGACCAGUCCAGCAUGAAGGUCCUGGUGGACGGGGUGGUGUGCCCCGUGGACUCCAUCCUCUCCCCUGCCGACUUCACCUCCUCCAUGAGGCGCUACUGCCUCCUCUGGACGGCGUCUGACGGCCGAGUGGGGGUCCACUUCAACGGGAACUACUGGGCCACCACCUGCUCGGCCUCCACGGGCCGCUCGCUGCCGCCGGCCGGACGCUUCCGCUUAGGAGGGCAACAAAGCUUCGACGGGAACGUCUACAACCUCCGCCUGUGGGACUACGCCAUGACGGUGCAGCAGCUCAACGCGCUGAGCUGCGACGCGGUGGGAAACGUCAUCGACUGGGACAACAGCCACUGGUCCAUCCCGUCCGGCUCGGCCCAGACCGACACCUCGCUCAGCUGCAGUGUCUCCCCCCCCAGCAGCACACCGCUCACUGCUGGCUGCGACUCCCCCGGACUGGGCUGCCCAGCUGCUUCUUCUCCCAGCGCCCCAUCCACUGCCUCCACUAACUCCAUCCAUGCUACUAAUGCCAUCGGCCACGCCCAACAGACCGCCGUUUCCUCUGCUCCCACUAACCCGCCCACUACUAACCCAGCAGCGCCGGCAACAACUCCGGCGCCGGAGUCAGUAACUAACCAACCAGCCACUAACACAGCUGCUACUGCUGCUUCCUCUCCAGAGGGUUCCUUCUACCGGGUUUCCCUGGUGGUGGAUGGCGGCGUGGCGUUGACGCGGGCUGAGGUGGAGCGAGCUGUGGCCUUGUGGCUCAAUGAAACCUUUCAGAACUGGACCCAUGUCGUCUACGUGGACUCCAUCAGUGUGCAGCCGGGUUCUCCGAGCGGAGGAAGCCCCACCAGCUCCUGGUGCCGGGCCCUGCUGGUGUACUACCACAGUACCAACGAGAGCCUGGGGGGCCCCGCCCUGUCCGCCAGGCUGUCCGCCAGGGAAGGGCUCCUGGGGGGGGGCGGCCUGCAGAUCGUCCCGGCCUCCAUUGACGUCCAUGUAGUCGAGAACUGUGAGGAGGAGAAGCUGCUGCACUACAGUUGGCCUGAGAGCCGAGCCAGCGUGACCCGCUACCUGCCCUGCUUCCCCAACAAGGACCAGAGCACCGCCAGGACCUGUCUCAUCAGCCCACAGAACUUCUCCUCCUAUUGGUCGACGGCUGACGCCUCAAACUGCACCGACAUCGACAGCAUCCUGGUGUCAGCAGAGAACGCCGCUGAGGUGGCGUCGCAGCUCGCCGUCAUCACCAACAACGAGCUGUCCGAUGAGGAGGUGUCCAAGGUGGUGACGAAGGUGAAGCAGCUGGUGAACGUGGCGGAGAUCAACAGCUCUUUGGCCUCCACCGUGGUCACCAUCAUCUCCAACGUGAUGAGCAGCUCGGAGACGGUGCUCGCUGCCUCCUCCGACAAAGCGCUGAAGACCGUAGACGAGUUGGUUCAGAAGAUCCAGUUCGAGGGUCCGUCGAUCAGCAUCUCCUCCAAACACCUGGCUGUGGGGAUCUCCACCCUGAACGCCUCCGUGUUUAAUGGGACCUCCUUCAGCGCCUUCGUAGCUCCAAAUAGCACCUACCCACAGAUUGAUUUCCAGUCAGGGAGGAGUAACCCUCUAGCUCAGGUGAGUCUUCCUGCGUCUCUUCUGUCCGGCACGUCACUGACAGAAGAAGAGAGAUCUUCUCUGUCCAGGAUCAACUUCAUGUUCUUCAGCAGCACAAACCUUUUCCAGAAAGAGCAGGACGGGCGCUCGUUGAACAGCUACGUGGUGGCGAGCAGCGUGGGGAACUUAUCCAUCCGUGACCUGAAGGACCCCGUGGAGAUCCAGAUCGCUCACCUGUCUGAGCACCUACAGACCCACCUGAAUCCGGUCUGCAUGUUCUGGGACUUCAGCAUGAGCGGGGGAGCCGGAGGCUGGAACGCAGACGGCUGCAGAACCUCCACAGAGUCCUCCAGCAACAGGACCGUCUGCCUGUGUGACCACCUGACCCACUUCGGCAUCCUCAUGGACAUUUCCAGAGCUUCUCCCCACAUCGACCAGGAGAACAACCGGAUCCUGACCUUCAUCUCCUACGUCGGCUGCGGCAUCUCUGCCAUCUUCUCCGCCGCCACGCUGCUCACCUACGUCGCCUUUGAGAAGCUGCGGCGCGACUACCCGUCCAAAAUCCUGAUGAACCUCAGCACCUCCCUGCUGUGCCUCAACAUGGUCUUCCUAUUGGACGGCUGGCUGGCCAGCCUGGACACCCAUUGGCUGUGCAUGUCCGUGGCCAUCUUCCUGCACUACUUCCUGCUCACCACCUUCACCUGGAUGGGGCUGGAGUCCAUCCACAUGUACAUCGCCCUGGUGAAGGUCUUCAACACCUACAUCCGCAGAUACAUCCUCAAGUUCUGCCUGGUGGGAUGGGGUCUCCCGGCGGUCUUGGUGGGCCUGGUUGUCGUGGUGGAUCAGACCUCUUAUGGUCUUCAGCAGUACUCUGGAGGACACUCAGGAGACGGGUCCUCACAGUUCUGCUGGAUCCAGAACCCGGUGGUCUUCUACACGUCCUGCGUGGGAUACUUCUGCCUCGUGUUCCUCCUCAACGUGGCCAUGUUCAUCGUGGUCAUGCUGCAGAUAUGUGGACGCAACGGCAAGCGCAGCAACCGCACGCUGCGAGAGGAGGUGCUGCGUAACCUGCGCAGCGUGGUCAGCCUGUCCUUCCUGCUGGGGAUGACGUGGGGCUUCGCUCUGUUCGCCUGGGGGCCCGUCAGCCUGGCCUUCAUGUACCUGUUCGCCAUCUUCAACUCGCUGCAAGGGCUCUUCAUCUUCGUCUUCCACUGCGCUCUGAAGGAGAACGUCCAGAAGCAGUGGAGACGCUUCCUGUGCUGUGGACGCUUCAGACCGUCAGACUACUCAGACGGGAGUAAGACGCCCACCAACAACACCAAGAAGGUGAGCUCGGACCAGCUGGGGAAGUCUCUGUCCUCCGGCUCCUUCGGCUCCACCACCGCCAGCUGGACGUCCAAGGCCAAAGCUACGCUAAACCCCUUCACCAAGAGACACAGCAACACAGACAAAUGUUACUCCAACCAGACCGGCCCCCAGUGCGUCUCCUCGUGCUCCUCUUCGUCCGAGGCGGAGCCCCACUCGUCAUCCUCCUCCUCGUCCUCCAUCCUCCCCGUCAGCCAGAUGAUCGACAAGGUGAGAGGCUACUGCUCCACGCGCUCCGACAACUUCUACAAGAACAUCAUCAUGUCCGACAGCUUCGCCCACAGCACCAAGUUCUAGAGACCUCUUAGGGACCUUCUAGAGCACUUCUAGGGACCUUCUAUAGACCUUUUAGAGACCUUCCAGGCAACUGUAAGGGUUCCAAUAGGAAAGGAGGCACGGGAAGCUUUCUGCUGUGGAACCUCUCCUCAUCUCAGUGGAGGAAGGCGUUCUAGAAGGUGUUCUAGAAGCUCUGACAUCCUCACUUUGCAUCAGAGUCCCUGCUGCUCUCAUACUCUCGUACACUGUCAGCAGACAUGGAAGCCCCAGUUUUCUGCUUCUAAUCAGACUGAUUCAAGAUUUAAUUUCGUUAUCGAAUCUUUGCUUCGUAUGCAUUUUCCAUCAAGAGCAAACGAUGUUCUGCUGAAUGAAACCGUUGAACUGGCAGCAACUAUCUGCUCAGAAACAACCCAGAUAAUCAUGGAGCGAGUCCCACGUUGUGGCUUCAGACCUGCUGCACGAUGACGGCUGUGUGGUCGGAGAACGUUGAUAAGAUUCUACUGUAUCAAAUCGACCUACAGGAACCGACCCGGCUGCCAGAAGGCACAAGGAAGAGGAAAUGAAGGGGGCCGGGGGGCUGAUAAGAAGGGCAGGAAAGUUCUGUAGAACAAAUGAGUAGGUUGUGUUGUUGUUUUUUAUACUGUGAUGUUGGUUUGUGCGUGUACCUAAAUGUCGAUGCUCUAUCUGUUCUGUAUUCUAUGUCUAUAUGGUCCUGAUGUGCUCAGAAGGUUGAUUGGCCUUCAGGGGUCCUGGGAGGGUCACUGCCAGAACAUACAAACCCAAACGCUCUCCCACCCACCGGCAGGAGGGAGGAAACUAAAGAUCGUCUCGUUCCAGAGGCUUUCUGGAGCCACUCCAACCAAAUCAGAGACAUGUAAAUACAUUUUAAUGUAUACGUUCAUGAAAAAGACAAAAUGCCAAAGUAUAGUGACACAUAUUCUGAAUUAUUCUAAAUAUCUUAAAUAUUACACAAGGUUGUAA